Nanorana parkeri is the source of this 2020-nucleotide messenger RNA. Its product is annotated as moesin. Gene Ontology annotation, cellular component: microvillus; cytoskeleton; plasma membrane. Gene Ontology annotation, molecular function: cell adhesion molecule binding; actin binding. The record is from RefSeq and is a predicted model, not a curated record. Gene Ontology annotation, biological process: positive regulation of early endosome to late endosome transport; positive regulation of protein localization to early endosome; regulation of cell shape. Bases 71 to 1813 code for a protein of 580 amino acids. The transcript has 13 exons. Lineage: Eukaryota; Metazoa; Chordata; Amphibia; Anura; Dicroglossidae.
GCCUUCAUCUGUAUGGAGAGGAGCCCAUAGACCCCCAGGACACACACACCGACCCGAAUCGCCCGACAACAUGCCCAAAACUAUCAGCGUACGUGUGACCACGAUGGAUGCAGAGCUGGAGUUUGCCAUCCAGCCGAACACCACCGGCAAACAGCUCUUUGACCAGGUGGUGAAAACCAUCGGCCUCCGAGAAGUCUGGUUUUUCGGGUUGCAGUACCAGGACACGAAGGGGUUCUCCACGUGGCUGAAGCUCAACAAAAAGGUGACCGCUCAGGACGUGCGGAAGGACAGCCCGUUGCUGUUCAAGUUCCGCGGCAAGUUCUACCCGGAAGACGUCUCCGAGGAGCUGAUCCAGGACAUCACCCAGAGGCUCUUCUUCCUGCAGGUGAAGGAAGGCAUCCUGAACGACGACAUCUACUGCCCUCCGGAGACCGCCGUCCUCCUGGCCUCCUACGCCGUGCAGGCAAAGUACGGCGAUUAUAACAAGGACGCGCAGAAGCAGGGCUACCUGUCGCAGGACAAGCUCCUCCCUCAGAGAGUUCUGGAGCAGCACAAGCUCAGCAAGGACCAAUGGGAGGACAGAAUCCACAUCUGGCAUGAGGAGCACAGGGGCAUGUUAAGGGAGGACGCAAUUCUAGAAUACCUGAAGAUCGCCCAGGACCUGGAGAUGUACGGAGUCAACUACUUCAGCAUCAAGAACAAGAAGGGCUCGGAACUUUGGCUCGGAGUGGACGCCUUGGGGCUGAAUAUUUAUGAGCAGAAUGACAGAUUGACGCCCAAGAUUGGAUUCCCAUGGAGCGAAAUAAGAAACAUUUCAUUCAACGACAAGAAAUUUGUGAUCAAACCCAUUGACAAGAAGGCACCGGACUUUGUGUUCUACGCUCCCCGAUUACGCAUCAACAAGAGAAUCCUGGCGCUGUGCAUGGGCAACCAUGAGCUGUACAUGCGCCGCAGGAAGCCGGACACCAUUGAAGUGCAGCAGAUGAAGGCUCAGGCCAGGGAAGAGAAGCACCAGAAACAGAUGGAGAGAGCUCUGCUGGAAAAUGAGAAGAAGAAGAGAGAACUCGCUGAGAAAGAGAAGGAGAAGAUUGAGCAUGAGAAGGAGGAGCUGAUGGAGAGGCUACGACAGAUCGAGGAGCAGACCAGGAAAGCCCAGGAAGAGUUGGAGGAGCAGACCCGAAAAGCCCUGGAGUUAGAGGAGGAAAGGAAAAGAGCACAGGAGGAGGCUGAAAGACUCGCAAGAGAACGGCAGGCAGCCGAGGAAGCCAAAGAUGCCCUUCUGAAACAGUCCCAAAACCAGCAGAAGAAUCAAGAGCAGCUGGCCAUGGAACUGUCUGAGCUGACGAGCACCAUCUCUCAGCUGGAACUGGCCAGACAGAAGAAAGAGUAUGAAGCCGAUGAAUGGCAACAGAAGGCCCAGAACGUGCAGCUUGACCUGGAGAAGACCAAAGAAGAGCUCAAAAUGGUGAUGACCACUACUCACGUCCAGGAGCCGGUACACGCUGAGAACGAACAGGACGACGACCAGGACGAGAACGGAGCGGAGGCCAGCGCGGACCUGAAGGCGGAAGCCAUGAUCAAGGACAGGAGCGAGGAGGAUCGUACCACGGAGGCCGAGAAAAACGAAAGGGUCCAGAAACACCUGCAGCUCUUGAGCUCCGAACUAGCCAACGCCAGAGACGACACCAAGAAGACCGCCAACGACUUACUGCAUGCCGAAAACGUGCGCGCCGGCAGGGACAAGUACAAGACGCUCCGCCAGAUCCGCCAGGGCAACACCAAGCAGCGCAUAGACGAGUUUGAAGCACUGUAACAAAGCGUGCCCCCGUACAUUGUUACAAUGUCGCCUCCUUCCUUUUCCAUGGCUCAGCUGGAACUUCUGCACCACUAUGAGUCCGAGUAUGAUGCAGUACAAUCGAUUUUUAGGUCUGUAGCCUGGCCAAUGUUCUUUUUAAAGCGACCAGUCCCAUCCAUGUCCCGUUUCCUGGUCCGAGGACAUUAAACCGGCAGCUACAGAAAA